AAGGAAUUUUUAUUAAUUAUAUUCAUUAAUUAUUUAAAAAAUCAUUGAUUACAAAUUUAAUUUGACAUUGGUGUGGAUAGUGACAAGUUAAUGAAGUUUUGUGAUUGAAUAAAAUUAAUAAAAAAAUACAUCAAAAAUAAUUGCAUUAAAGAGAUUAAAGUAAAAAAAAGAAAAAAGGAAUUGAGGUUAAUAACGUUAAAGAGGCAGAAGGUGAAUGUCUAGUCCAAGAUGAGAAGAUAUAGAAUCACCAAAAGAGAAAUAAGAUAAAUCUGUGAGGAUGAGUCAGGGUUAAAAAAACGGCCCAAGGCCAAGAUAUGACUGGCAGCCGACACAAUGAUCGUGGCCAGGGUGUGCCAAGUUGCGGUAGUGUGAAUGAUGGUGCGACCAUUUCAGCCACCAAUGCACCACGAGAAAAACAUACAGUCCAUUGGUUCCGAAAAGGAUUGCGACUUCAUGAUAAUCCCUCACUCAGAGCUGGUCUUAAUGGUGCCACCACCUUUCGAUGCGUGUUUGUCAUUGAUCCGUGGUCAGCUGGAAGCAAAAGUGUCGGCAUCAACAAGUGGAGGUUUCUUCUUCAUUGUCUGGAAGACCUUGAUGCUUCUUUGAGAAAACUCAACUCCAGAUUGUUUGUAAUAAGGGGUCAGCCUGCUGAUGUGUUGCCUAAAAUUUUCCGAGAAUGGGGAACUACCAACCUUACUUUCGAAGAAGACCCAGAACCCUUUGGAAGAGCUAGAGAUCAUAAUAUCAUCACCCUCUGCAAAGAAUUAGGAAUGUCUGUGGUUCAGAUGGCUUCCCACACUCUUUACAAAUUAGAUGAAAUUCUCGAUAGAAAUGGAGGCAAACCACCUUUAACAUACCACCAAUUUCAAAACAUUAUUGCUGGAAUGGACCCACCUGAUCUUCCAGUUUCCACAGUAACAGCUGAAUGCAUCGGCAAUGCUUAUACUCCUUUAAGGGAUGAUCAUGAUGAUCUUUAUGGUGUACCUACGCUCGAGGAACUUGGCUUUGACACGGAGGGACUUCAACCGUCUGUCUGGGUUGGAGGUGAAAGUGAAGCUUUAGCACGACUGGAACGCCAUUUAGGACGUAAAGCAUGGGUUGCAAGCUUUGGUCGACCCAAAAUGACUCCGCAAUCCCUUUUACCAAGUCAAACAAGUCUUUCGCCUUACCUUCGUUUUGGUUGUCUUAGCACACGUCUUUUCUACUACCAACUUCGUGAUCUAUAUAAGAAGAUCAAAAAAGCUACACCACCACUCUCUCUUCAUGGCCAAUUACUUUGGCGAGAAUUUUUUUACUGUGCUGCAACGAAAAACCCUAAUUUUGAUCGAAUGCAAGGUAAUCCGAUCUGUCUGCAGAUUCCUUGGGAUAAAAAUGGUGAAGCUUUAGCUAAGUGGGCAAACGGUCAAACUGGAUUUCCAUGGAUUGACGCAAUAAUGACCCAGUUACGUGAGGAGGGUUGGAUUCAUCAUUUAGCUCGUCAUGCAGUAGCUUGCUUUUUAACGAGGGGUGAUCUUUGGAUUUCAUGGGAAGAAGGAAUGAAGGUAUUUGAUGAACUUCUACUUGAUGCUGACUGGUCUGUCAAUGCUGGUAUGUGGAUGUGGCUGUCAUGUAGUUCAUUUUUUCAACAAUUCUUCCACUGCUAUUGUCCAGUUCGUUUUGGAAGAAAAGCUGAUCCGAAUGGCGAUUACAUCAGACGAUACCUACCAGUGUUGAAGAACUUUCCAACUCGAUACAUACACGAGCCAUGGGUGGCGCCUCUGGGCAUUCAACGUUCAGCAAAAUGUAUCAUCGGACGUGACUACUCAUUGCCGAUGGUAAACCAUAGUAAAAGCUCAAGAAUAAACAUCGAGAGGAUGAAGCAGGUUUAUCAACAGCUCAGCAAGUACCGUGGCAACGGAGUUAUCGCCAAUGGAGAAACGAUAGGUUUGAUGAGGAUCAUCGGACACACGUCAAAGAUUUGUGAUGAUAAUGAAAAUGAAGAGAAGAAGAAAAAGGAUGGUUCAUCCCCUCUACCAAGUGAGCAAAAGAUGAUUGCAGACAGUGGCUUCGACACAUCAGCAUCUACACCAAAAUAAAAAAUAAAUGAAGAUAAAAAUGUUUUCGAUUAAAUUCGAAUGGAUUGGGUUACAUUUUAUUCUCAUCGUUAAAUUUAAUAUACAAUAAUAUAUCAAAAGAAAUUUGUAGAGAGCCUCUCGACAGCCAUUGGAAUAUUAUUUCUUUUUCUUUCUUUUUUUUUCGACAAGCAAAAGCUUUUAUAAAGACUAGAGUUGAACCACAAAUUAAAUUAGUGGUCGUUACUUUUAUAAGAUUAAUAUUAAUUAUAAACUUCUGUUAUAAUUUUAUGGAGUCGCGUGA
Messenger RNA from Chelonus insularis, 2355 nucleotides. RefSeq names its product cryptochrome-1-like (gene Cry2). Lineage: Eukaryota; Metazoa; Arthropoda; Insecta; Hymenoptera; Braconidae. Gene Ontology annotation, cellular component: nucleus; cytoplasm. The transcript is spliced from 11 exons. Bases 315 to 2075 code for a protein of 586 amino acids. Gene Ontology annotation, molecular function: FAD binding; DNA binding. Gene Ontology annotation, biological process: entrainment of circadian clock by photoperiod; negative regulation of DNA-templated transcription; circadian regulation of gene expression. The record is from RefSeq and is a predicted model, not a curated record.